Molecule: messenger RNA, 2096 nt
Organism: Macrosteles quadrilineatus (aster leafhopper)
Lineage: Eukaryota; Metazoa; Arthropoda; Insecta; Hemiptera; Cicadellidae
Product: thioredoxin reductase 1, mitochondrial-like
Exons: 8
Coding region: 235-1821 (528 amino acids)
Biological process (GO): cellular response to oxidative stress; glutathione metabolic process; cell redox homeostasis
Cellular component (GO): cytosol; mitochondrion
Molecular function (GO): flavin adenine dinucleotide binding; glutathione-disulfide reductase (NADPH) activity; thioredoxin-disulfide reductase (NADPH) activity
Source: RefSeq, a predicted model, not a curated record
AUCUAGUGGAAAGUGGAACCUGUUUACUAUGGCAUCUUGUUUACGUAACCUCUUGUUUCGUAGUGAUCGUGAUCAAGUCUGGGAUGAACGGGGUCAAAGUAAAAUCUGUUUUUAAAAGUGACAAUCAUCUGUUGUUAAAUUAAAGUUGUUGUCAAUGGAUUGAGUUUAAAAGGCGUAUUAUGUACUUAAAAUCGAUGUACUAAACAUUGUUUAUUUUAAUAUAAAUAACCCAAAAUGGCUUUUAAAGUGUUGAGACAAACCCUCAAUCUAACCUUAAAAUAUCCUAGUUUUCAGUUUCAGCAACACCGAUACAUUUCGAUUUCAUCAUUUAGGUUUAGUGAUUCAAAAAGUUCAAAGUACGACUACGAUCUGGUGGUGGUAGGGGGCGGCUCCGGGGGUCUAGCCUGUGCCAAGGAAGCUGUCAGCUAUGGCAAGAAGGUAGCAGUGUUAGACUUUGUCUCCCCUUCGCCUCAGGGCACGACCUGGGGUCUCGGCGGCACCUGCGUCAACGUGGGCUGCAUACCCAAGAAACUGAUGCAUCAGGCAGCGCUACUCGGGGAGAGUGUUAGGGAGGCAAAAGAAUAUGGCUGGGAGAUUGAAAACCCGGAGAAGAUCAAAAUCAACUGGGAGAAACUGACAGAGGCUGUGCAGAACCAUGUUAAAUCUGUCAACUGGGUGACUCGAGUCAUGUUGCGGGAGAAGCAGAUUGAGUAUGUGAACGGCCACGGAGAGUUUGUGGAUGACCACACGAUGUUGGCGCGACUCAAGAACGGCAAGGAGCGAACGCUGACUGCGGACAAGUUUGUGAUUGCCGUCGGAGGCAGACCCAACUACCCUGACAUCCCCGGCGCCAGGGAACAUUGCAUCACCAGCGACGACAUCUUCAGUCUACCCAAACCUCCAGGCAACACGCUGAUCAUUGGUGCUGGCUACAUCGGUCUGGAGUGUGCUGGGUUCCUGCGAGGGAUGGGUAUGCAGGCUACAGUGAUGGUGCGCUCUGUAGUGUUGAGAGGCUUCGACCAACAGAUGGCAGAGCUGCUCACAGAGGAGAUGGUAGAGAGAGGCAUCAAGUUCCUGUUGAAGUGUGUCCCGCUCAGCGUCACCAAGAAGGAGAACGGCGCCUUGCGAGUGCAGUGGAAAAACCUGCAGGAUGACUCUCAGUACGAGGCAGAGUUUGACACUGUGCUGAUAGCCACAGGUAGGAAAGCUCUGACGUCCGAACUGAAUGUGAGCAACGCCGGAGUACAGGUGAUCCCGGGCAACAGCAAGAUAGACGCGAGAAACGAGCAGACCAACGUGCCUCACAUCUACGCAGUGGGAGACGUCUUGCAUGAGAAGCCAGAACUGACACCAGUGGCCGUGCAAGCAGGCAAGCUGUUGGCCUCCAGACUGUACGGAGACGGCAAGACACAGAUGGACUAUCACAAUGUAGCUACUACUGUGUUCACGCCUUUGGAGUACAGCUGUGUGGGCCUCAGUGAGGAGGAGGCCGUCAAACAGUUGGGGGCCGACAACGUGGAGGUUUACCACGCGUACUAUAAGCCUACGGAGUUCUUCAUACCGCAAAAGAACGUGAAACACUGCUAUCUGAAGGCCAUUUGUGAGAGGAGGGGAGACCAGAAGAUACUAGGAUUGCACUUCCUGGGACCCGCAGCUGGGGAGGUUAUGCAGGGAUACGCUGCUGCGCUCAAGGCUGGUAUCACCUUCAAACAGUUGGAAGGUACAAUAGGAAUACACCCUACUGUUUCGGAGGAAUUUACCCGUUUAGUCAUCACUAAACGAUCCGGCCUAGACCCCACCCCGCAGAGUUGCUGCAGUUAAACAGUUACAACUCCGUCUGCGAUGAACAACAAGCGUACAAUACUCACUCGCACCCCACCCCCCCCACCCACUCCAGUAUUGGUGUCUUUACUCACUUGAUAUUUAUCCUUGGAAGCUUUGUUAGGUAAAGGGCGCUCUUAUUUGUUAAGUUUACAUUUGUCAUCUUUUAGAACUUUUUUUUGUCAAACUAUGUUUUUAAUAUAAAUUUGCGAGUGUAAAUAAUUAUUAAACAUUUAGCUACUGUAAUUUGUUAUAAUAAAUAAGUUUUUUUUAAA